Molecule: messenger RNA, 3372 nt
Organism: Styela clava
Lineage: Eukaryota; Metazoa; Chordata; Ascidiacea; Stolidobranchia; Styelidae
Source: RefSeq, a predicted model, not a curated record
AUGGAGAAACUCUCAGCGAUCAUGAAGUUUGAACUGCAUACAAACACAAACAUGGGAGUUGAAGGUUUGUCAUCAGUUGGAAAAAUACUUUCCAAUCAAUCCUGUAUUGAAGAGUUGGGCCUUGGCAGAUGUAACCUGUCAUCAGAUCAACUACAAGCUUUAAAAUUAUCCUUGGGCAGCACAGAGAUCAUGAGGUUGUGGCUGAGUGAAAACACAAACAUGGGAGUUGUAGGUUUAUCUUCAGUUGGACAAAUACUUUCCAAUCAAUCCUGUGUUAAAUACUUGGGCCUUGACUACUGUAACCUGUCAUCAGAUCAACUACAAGCUUUAAAAUCAUCCUUGGGAAACACAGAGAUUGAUUGUCUGAAUCUGAUUGAAGAUCGAACUGCAAACCAUGAAGAAAUUGUUGCAGUUGCAAAUCUGCUUCCUAAUGUUACAAAGAAGUUAUCAUUGGUAGGAUGGAAAAUAGCAGAUGAAGAUAAAGAAAUAUUGCAGAAUCAAUUGAAUGAAAUUGGAUCUGAGGAACUAGUAAUUCAGUUUCUUGGAAGUACACUCAAAAGUCAGAGGAAGUCAGCAAAUGCUACAACUAAUGUUUUUUCUAAACAACUUCCAACCACAACGUCAAAAGCUGAAUUUGGAUCACCAUAUGCAAACAGUUUUGAAAAUACUGGAGAAAAUGUAGCGACUUUACAAGAAGUAGGAAGCCCAAGAAGUGAACUCCCACUGUCUGAAGAAGAAGCAGAACAAUCAGAUAAAGAAGUAACGGAAGAACUUGCAAAGCCAACUCAGCAUACUUUGCCGCAAAUUGAAAAUGUUUCGUCUCAAAGAAGUGGAACCGACAUUCUUUUGACUUGGAAUGAAGUAUCUGACAGCAACGUUCUAUACAACAUAGAAAUCUUCUGUGAUGAUGUGAAACUUGGAGAGACUCACACUACAGAGGUUCCUCAGUAUAGAAUGAAGUCACCUACACUUGGUAAAAAAUAUCGUUUCCAAGUCUGGGCCAGAGAUGAAUUGGGAAACUCUGGCAUAAAAACACAGUCAAAGAAUGUUAUCAAAUUGGUAAACGUUGAAGUUGCCGGCGGCUACAUGAUACUGAACGAAUGCAAAGUCACAUUUCCUAGUGGAACUUUCAACAAACAAACAAAAGUCUGGAUGUCGGUUGGAAUUGACAAUUCAAUAUGCCCAGAAGAAUACAUUGGUAUCACACCAGUUUUCGAUAUCAGCGCGGAUUCUGAAUUCCUCAAAGAUGCGAUCGUGCAAAUCCAGUCAUGGUGUGUCGGUCUAGAGAAAGACAAAAUUGACAUAUUACAUUUCUCAAGUAAAACUGACUGGGACAUUAUUAAUCCUGAUCGAAUCACAGACGAUAACAGCAUAGAAUUUCGAUGCAGAAAGUUUAGUCUAUUUACUGUCGCCAUGAAUUGGUUAAAAUGGCUACUUGGUAAGCAAGAGGUUAUCGUGGACAACUGUCUCUAUAUACAUAACAGAAACAAAUUUCAUUUCACAUUCUUUGAGAAAAGUGAGACUGCUGAAACCAUUAUCAGAUCCCAUUACAGAGAACUAGGGGCACGUCUUGCUCCAAUUCGGUUCAAUCCAUUCGCUUUGAAAACUGAUGACAGACUUGGCCUCGAGUUACAGAUUGAUCAAGAAGAUUUACAAUUCAAUAUGCCCCACGGACAAUUCAUUUGCGACAGAAUAUUUCUAGCAGCCCACAAACGUGAAUUAACAUUUCGUCUUCUUCCUACUUUACAAGAAUAUCCUGAAAGUCUCAUUGUUAGCCGAAUUUUGAUAAAUGACGUUUUGCAUGAAAUGCAAGACUUUGAUUUUCCAUUACCCCCUGCAGAUAUGCCAGGACAACAAACUACCCAUUUCUACGGAGAUUUUCAUGUUGAGGGAAACAUGAAUAUGGAUGAACUAGUAAACAAUCUUCAACAACCUUUACAAGAUGCACAGAGAGAAGCAGAGCAGCAAAGAGAUGCAGAUGAAAACGGGGACCAUGAACCAGAAUUGAUUUUCCAAAUUGCUAUUUUCUUGUUUGUAACUGUUUUUCUCAGCGCUUAUUUUGCGGGCGGCACACCUGAUUAAACCCUAUAAUUUGUUUCUGGCUGGAAUUUCAUAAACUUUAUCGGAAUCUCUCAUAUUGACGUUUCGGCGCUCCAGAAGUAUUCAUAACAGGUCAUUUUCCAUUAGAAUACUUUACUUAAUCCGCACAUUGGUAAGAAUACGGCACUCCAGAAGUAUUCGUACUAAAGUGGGGAUUAACUAAGGCAAAGUAUCUUAAGAGAAAAUGCUCUGAUACGAAUACUACGGGAGCAAAGUGCUAAAAAAAUGCCCUGGUAGGAAUACUUUGGGAACACCGACUUUUUAACUACUGAUACUAGGUAACUAAAACAUCCCUAUAAAGUUUAAAAUUUGUGUGCCAACACGCACCAAGUUAUAAUACUAAGUAGGUUGGGAAAAAAUGGCUGUUAUUAUAAAUGUUGGAUUUACGUGAUAAAUUUUGACUCUGGCUACACCUAGUAGUUUGACAUAAUGUUCCAGAGAGAGCAAACUGGUAGCUGAGGUCUUUGCUGUAACCAAUGUUGCCCCUAAUCUAUGUGAAGUAACAACAGAUGUGAAUGAUAAAUUCUAUUUUUUUUUAUAAUAGUGAUACAUGUAACAAUGACAUGCAAUGCUUAUUGUAAGUUUCCAUUUUUUGUUUUGUAUAUGUCAGCAUUUUAAACUUUCAUGUACUGCAAUCAGCUUGUCUUGUUUAUCAUGAUUAACAAAACUGUACCUAAUCUUGCUGUAUUGGAAUGAAAUAACAAUUGGAUGAAUGAUUCAACUUAUCCAAUCCUCAAUCCUUCCUAAUGUAUAUAGGUUUUCUAUAUAACCUUGUGUGUUUUCCUAUGUUUUGAAACGUAAAAAAAAAAUUAAAAAUAGUCAUAAAAUAGAAAUAAAAAAAUUUUCAUGUUUAAAAAAAAUAAAAAAAUAGCAAAAAAAAAAUGAAAAAACCGUAAUGAAAAUUAAAAAAAAUUCAUGUAUUCCCUAAAUUUUAUAUUAUAGAAAAAAAAAUAAAAAACAACUAAAAAAAAUUCCUGAGUAGCUCAAAAAUUAAGGAGGCUGAUAUAUGAGUGGAAAUAUGAAGGUCCACUGAAGCCCCAAAAUCUACUGAGACCAUAAGAUAUUAUAGUGUAAAAUCACAUGCCAGUGAAUACCGAUGGGUGUAUUGAAUAUAUAUAUUAUUUUUAUGUCGACCAGAUUUUAAAAAUUUUAUGUACCGGUAAUUGUAGUUUCAUUAUUUCUUGAGAUUUUUUAGUUUUUCAUGAUUGAUAACUACUGCACAUAAUCUUGCUGUAUUCGAAUCCUUCUUACUGUAUAUAUGAGUUUUCCUUG